Lepisosteus oculatus (spotted gar) is the source of this 2173-nucleotide messenger RNA. The record is from RefSeq and is a predicted model, not a curated record. NCBI's taxonomy places the organism in Eukaryota, Metazoa, Chordata, Actinopteri, Semionotiformes, Lepisosteidae.
UCAUGUGCGUAUUUUCCGGGGCGCGCCCGUUCGCCGCGAGGCGCUGCGGCGUUUUGAAACCUGUCCCGACGGUUAGAGGGGGGACAAGCGCCCCGAAAACAGAGCCGGUCCCUACGGGCUCCGUCCGCUUCAUUUCACAGAAACCUGUCGGUUUCGGUUCAGCCGGAAGCGAUGGCGGGUGACUGUGUGAAACUGGCCCUCCGGGUCGUUCUGCUAGUGUCUGUCGGAUUAUCGCCCAUUCCAGCUCACUGUCCCCCAGGCUGGCUGUACUACAAGGACUCGGGCUGCUUCCUGAUCUCUCCUGACCCCUCCACCAUGUUUGAGAGCAGAUCUGCCUGUCGGGCUGCUGGAGCUGACCUGGUGGUCAUUAGAGACCGAGACAAACACGAGUUUCUCAGUACCCGAGUCUACUGCUCCGACUGCUCCUAUUGGAUUGGACUGUUUUCUCCCUCUGGAGAUCCCCAGCUUGUCUGGGUUGAUGGCUCCCAGUUUGCAGAGGAUGAGCCCAGUUUCUUCACAGACGUGGAUGAGCAGCACUACUGUGUGGUGAUGGAGCAGAGAGCAGGGUUGGUCUGGAAGAAGGAGGCGUGUGAUGCCCUCCAGGGAUACGUGUGCGAGAUGCCCAACACAGGCUACCACUGUCCUGAGGGGUGGGACCCCUGGCAUGGGAGCUGUUAUCUCCUGCAGACCAGUACUCCCCUGCCUUGGACAGGAGCCCUGGACAUGUGCAGGGCCUACAGGGGAGCUGACCUCCUCUAUCUGAACAGCACAGAGGAGAAGGCCUGGCUGGGGUCAAAGGUCAGUGACUCUUUCUGGACCGGACUGAACGACAUUGAGACCGAGUCACGGUUCUUCUGGACUGCUGGAAACUCCCUCCACCCAUCACUGGCUGCAGAUUUCCAUGAAGACAGGGUGUCUGGGGGGCCCAGGGACUGCGUGAGUCUGGACACGCUGACGGGCAUCUUGACAGACACGGACUGCAGGCUGCACAGGCCCUACAUCUGCAAACGCAAUGAGUCUGCAGAGUGGUUUGAAGAAGUGUCCGGCCAAGGGUUAGAGGGUGCUGUUGUAGAUGCCUUUGUGAACACGGAAGAGCUGGCCCAGGCCGAAGAACGGUGUCUGGGGGACAGGCAGGCCUGCGCUGCCAUCCUGCUGCAGGACUCGCGCUACUAUCUGCUGCCCCCUAGUGUCAGGACCGUACACAACCCCAGCACCACCGUCUACUUCAGAACAGGCUGUGUUCUUCGUUUCCAGAGUGCUCUGCGGGCUACAGUGGGGCGCAGUGCUCGGUGUUCACCGAGCCUGUUCAGUGCGACUGUAAGCCGGGGUUCAUCACCACCGCUCAGAAAGCGUGUGGAGUCCCUGUGUCGUUAUGUGACUCCUCAGCUGGUUGUCUGCCUGCGUGCCCAGCAAGAGGAAGCUGGCGAAAUUUGGAACAGACAGAACGCAGGACCGCUGUCUACUUUGAUCAUGUCCCACCGGCCAUUAAUACUGCUGCAGCAGCAGGAGUCAGUGAGGCCACGCGCCUGGACUGGGUCAGACACUUCAAGCAUCAAAUGUUCCUGCCCGGCACCCAACAGCACCCGCUACCUCUCCCAGAAUGAGCCUGCUGUGCGCGCAGCCCAGACCGAUCUCCUGGCAUUUUGCUCGAGCGCCACCCUAGUUCUGGCUGUGCUAGUGUGUGGCCUUGGUUACAGUAAAGGCAGGUGGCACUUCCUGUAUGGCUAUUACCUGCUAAGAGCCCGGAUUAAGGAGACCCAACUCCGGAGGUCAGGACCUAAAACUUACAAGUACGAUGCCUUUGUGUCCUACAGCUCCCAGGAUGAGGACUGGGUGUUUAACCAGCUGGUGCCCAAUCUGGAAGGGGGUGGAGGCGCCGGGGGGGAGGGGCCACCAACUGUGCCUCCAUCACCGCGGCUUCCAGGUGGGCAAGACCAUUGUGAGCAGCAUCGUGGAGGCGGUCUACACCAGCUGCAAGAUGCUGUGCGUGGUGACGCCACACUACCUGCACAGCGAGUGGUGCUCCAUGGAAGUGCACGUACGAGCAGCUGCCUUCUCCUCCUCCCCCUCCCUGGAGACGCACAAUGAGCAGUCACCCACGACUUUGUACAGCCCCGCAAACUGCUUGGAGUUCUGAAUUCAGUUCCCACUUCAUUUUCUCCUGUGCAGCAAG